GCCACCGUACUAUGAAAACAACGUACAUUCGAGAGAAAAAAAGAAGCAAAUAUUUCACGGACUUCGUGUUGGAAAAUGCUUAUAUAUUAAGGCUGGAAGUGACUACAAACCAUAAAAAGAUUUAAUCCAGGUUGUGUCAAUCCAUAAUUGUAAUUGAUGAUGGCUUGGAGUAGCAGCGCUCUCCACGUGGACGAUGGUCUUGCUGAAGAUUUUGCAUCGAAUCUGUCGGGUUUGGGAACUGAACUCGGCACUGGAGCAUACAACAUGAGUGAAGUGUUGGCCCUGCCUAUGUUCAAGCAAGAAGAAAUUGAAGGACGAGGUACAGAUCUACCUACCACUCUUGAGAAGGCAUUUGGUGCUUUCUCUUCCAUCCAUGCUGCAGCAGCUGCUGAAGAAGAGGAACAGUCAAGUUUCCAGGUGAUUUUGAAUGCAGCCACAUCACCUUUCACUAAAGUGAACGAAGACACCUUAACUUACCUCAACCAAGGCCAGUCCUAUGAACUUAAAAUCAGAAGGCUAGGAGCUAAGGAUUUUGAAGGCAAAUUAUUUAAGAGUGUAGUUCGAGUACUAUUUCAUGAUAAGAGGUUGCAGUACACUGAACAUGCCCAGAUUGAUGGGUGGAAGACAAACCGACCUGGAGAGAGAAUAUUAAGAAUAGACCUUCCGCUUUCAUACAACAUUGUCAAAUACAACACUGCCUCACAGAACAUCAAUGAAGUAGAGUUUUUCUGGGAUCCCUCGUCAACUGUUGGUGUUUUCCUUCAGAUUCACUGCAUAAGUUCUGAGUUCACAGCGAAGAAGCAUGGGGGAGAGAAAGGAGUUAUAUUUAGGAUACAGGUUGAUUCAUAUUAUGUUGAUGAUGAUGGUACAGAGAAGCCUUUACAUGCUGCCAGCUGCCAAGUCAAGGUCUUCAAGCCAAAAGGUGCAGACCGGAAACAUAAAACGGACAGAGAGAAGAUGGAAAAGAAAACAGACAAGCACAAAUACCAGCCGUCCUACGAUUGCACAGUUCUUACAGAGUCGCCGGUGUCUAUACCGCAGCCUUCCAAUAUAAGCGGAAUCCAGAACCCAAACCCUGGUCUAUCAUAUCAGAAUGAGAGUGGGAGGAGGAGUUUCUCAUCAUUAGAACAAUGCUACUCACCGUUGGACAGCACCUACUCAUCCAUCGAACAGAGCUUUGUAAAUAGUACUCCAAACAGAUCUCCUGCUCCAUCAAACAACCAUGUUCUUUCACCUGAAGUAUCAAAUGCAGAAUCACCAUCACCAUUAUAUCCACACUACACAGCAGCUCAGACACAAGAAUGGCUGAAGCAACAUAGAUUUGAUAAUUAUUGUAAACCCUUCCAGAAUUUCUCAGGUGCUGAUUUACUGAGACUAGCAAAGGAAGAUUUAAUUCGUAUCUUGGGUCCAGCUGAUGGUAUUCGACUCAACAAUGCCUUACAAGAAAGACAUAUCAGACCAAGAUUAACAAUGUACGUCUGUCAAGAAAGAGAACAAGUAUACCAUGCCAUGUACCUUGAGAGACCGUUGGUAUCAGAAUUGAAAGCCAAAUUAGCAGCACUAUACCAUGUUGACAGUGAACACAUCUCAAGAAUUCUCAAGCAAGGAGUUGGAGGAAUCAGAGUUUUAGUCAGUGAUGAGAUGGUGCAAAACAUUACAGAUGAGAGCAACUUUUCACUAGAGGCAGUGAAAGAUCCCGAUGGAAACACAUAUACAAUAGUGAUGAAGUGAAAACAUAUCUCUGAAGAAUAACAAAUGAACUUAUCUAGCAGAAGCGAAAGUCUUCAUUAUAUGGAGUCUGAAAUCCUUGGCAGUAAUCUUCUUGGACUCUAUCCAGCACUUCUACAAUGCACAAGAGAGGAACGAGUUUGCAUCGAUUCUUGUCAUUUACAUCUCCUCUGUGUAUUGGUUGAUGUACGCUAUGUACUCGUUGAACAGCAUUUGAGUAGGAGGACAAUUAAAGGGGAAAUUCACCCUGACAUAAGUUGGUUGCAAUAAAAGCAGAAACAUUUGAGAAAAGUAUUGGUGAAUGUUUUGGUUGAAGAAUAAUGGAGAUAUGAAUUUCUAAAAUGUUGAUUUUGUGAUGUCAAAGAUAAGAAGCUCCUCCAUUCGGGUAAUGUAAAUUCCAUAGGAUGCAAUUUUCUGUAAAAAUGGAAAGAGAUUUUAUGUAAUUGUUGGGUGGAUAUCAUCAGGCACGUCAUUUUAUAUCCCCUACGAUAAGAAAAAUAUUUUCAUCUUCCAUUAAAAACAUUGCAGUCAGUCGGCAAGCCCUCAAAAAGUUGCUUCUUUCAUCCAAAUGAUAUUCUCAACUAGAGGGUUUUUGCAUUGGUAAUGAGCUUGGUUCGGACAAAAAACACCUCUUUUUAUUCGGCCAUUGCUGCUCUAAAUAUUGACCAAUCUUUGUUUUUGGUAUUUUUAUAGAGAAGAUAUAUUAUUCUUUCAGGUCAUGUGUCUGGAUUUUUAAAAAGAUUUUGUAACAUAUAGGUAAAACUUUUGAUCUAAAACAUAAAACAAAAUAAUUAUUUUCAUGCAACAAAUCUUGUUUUUACACUGAAUUUCUGGUUGGGCCCAAAUAAUUUUUAGAUUAUGAUAAAGCUGAAGAUCUACGCUUUUUUAUAAGAAGAGGUAUCUUAGAUGGGUCAGCAGCCAGCUUUUCAUAGGCCAAGUACAUUUAGCAGUUUAAAAACAAGAAUACUGCGCUCUGAUUGGUCAUAGAGACCACACACCCUUGCAAUUCCAAUGUUCCCACAUGACACUGGGCCUCUCUGCAAGGUCACACUCGUCAUGUGGUAAUCUCUUCAAAUUACCCUCGCCUGUUGUUUUAAAAACACUAUUCAACCAAUCAGAACUCUGGAUUUUAUGCUACUCAGAAAUUUCAAAAAUCUCCUCUUGCAUUUUUGUGGAAAAAACUGGCUAAUGACCCAUCUAAAAGGUUAUCAAGAGUGACAUUGUUAGAAAGUAGAGUUUGAGCUUUCUGAUGAUAUAAAUAAAACACAAAUUUUGCACAAUUUGUAAGGGAGAAAAUUCUGUUUGAGGCAUCUUUUCAUGCCUAUAAUUCACUUAAUAAUCAAAAGAAAUGAUCAGUAUUGAAAGAUGAUCACUCUUUCAUAUGGUAUGAAAUUAAUCAAUUUUACUCCAUGAGAAAGUAGUUAAAUUCUCUGAGAAACAAAGUCUCACAAUUCACAAGAUUUUGCAGGGACAUGAAUUCAGCUACGAGAGGACUUGGAUAAAUCUUGCUCAUUAACUCGGGGGCUUGCAGACUGACUGAUUGGAAUUCAUUACAUGGGGAGCUGUUCGACGACAAAAUAAAACAGUUUGAAAUCCACAACUCCCUCAUUUAUUGAUGAAUGUUAUUCAAAUUUUCACCAAUAGCUAUCUCUAACUUAUCGUCAGGCUAAACUUCCCCUUUACUGGAGAGGUGUGGUUCUCCAUAUCAAAUAUCAUCUUGAGCUUUUAUUGUAUUUUACAUGUGACUAUGUUUCAUUAAAUGCUUUUUAGCGUAUUGUUCAUGCACUUAGAUUUUCUUUUUCAUACUUGCAAUGUAAGAACGGAGUUGCGACGGAUCAUACAUAAUCAUGACAGCGUUAAUAUACAUUGGCAAACAUACAGUUCUAGCAGACUCCUUUUACUC
Lytechinus variegatus (green sea urchin) is the source of this 3631-nucleotide messenger RNA. RefSeq names its product transcription factor CP2-like. Gene Ontology annotation, biological process: regulation of transcription by RNA polymerase II. Bases 157 to 1731 code for a protein of 524 amino acids. The record is from RefSeq and is a predicted model, not a curated record. Gene Ontology annotation, cellular component: nucleus. Gene Ontology annotation, molecular function: DNA-binding transcription activator activity, RNA polymerase II-specific; RNA polymerase II cis-regulatory region sequence-specific DNA binding. The transcript has 15 exons. NCBI's taxonomy places the organism in Eukaryota, Metazoa, Echinodermata, Echinoidea, Temnopleuroida, Toxopneustidae.